AUGGACCCAGAGCUCGGAAUCAAGCCGAACCCACGCCCGGCUGAUGGCUAUGGGGACAAUCCGCGCUGUCAUCGCCGCGACGUGAACAACUACUUCACUUCGAAGUUCUUGAAGCCGGAUGACCUUCUCAAGCAGAUUACAUCCAGCCCUGACAUUCUAACGUUCCAGAACACUCUCCAGAACAGCAACGAGCCGAUGGCUGCACUCCACAUAGGAGGCCACUUUAGCAUUUGGGGCGACCCUGGCGGCGAUGUCUUCGUGAGCCCAAAUGAGCCUACAUUCUGGCUGCAUCACGGGCAGCUUGACAGGCACUGGUGGAUAUGGGCAAAUUAUCAGGACAAAGAGAUUGCGAAGAGGACAGUUCAAUACGAAGGUGACAUCCCCUUGCUAUGCUGA
Messenger RNA from Parastagonospora nodorum SN15, 396 nucleotides. RefSeq lists its product as hypothetical. Lineage: Eukaryota; Fungi; Ascomycota; Dothideomycetes; Pleosporales; Phaeosphaeriaceae. The record is from RefSeq and is a predicted model, not a curated record. The coding region runs from base 1 to 396 and encodes 131 amino acids. Gene Ontology annotation, molecular function: oxidoreductase activity. The transcript has a single exon.